AUGUCGAUGCUCUCGCGAGUUUUCUUCCCCUAUUAUGAGACGUUGAUAAUUGGUCGCUUUUUGUGGGGCACUGCCAACGGUAUGGCGAUUGUGGUGCAGACGGUUUGGAUUGUCGAGAGUGCGCCGACGGAUCAACGUGGCAAAGUGAACUCGUGGCAGGAGGUUAUCGCCACAUGCGGUAAUUUUUUUACCGCCUCAUUUGGUUUUCCUUUUGCCAGUCUG
Molecule: messenger RNA, 222 nt
Organism: Anisakis simplex (herring worm)
Lineage: Eukaryota; Metazoa; Nematoda; Chromadorea; Rhabditida; Anisakidae
Source: the annotation of a GenBank genome assembly